UUUUUUCCGAAUAUUUGCUAAAUUCUAGUUUCACCCUUUCACAUGAUGAAGAACAAUAGGGAAAUCAUGAGAUCCUGAGAAGCAAAAUUCGAAUGCCAAAGUUGAAAAUAAAAAUCUCAGCUGCAAAAGAUCUCCUUGUAGAUUCACCUACGUCACAUUGUUUCUAUCAGAUCUCGUAGAUUUGGAUCUGAUUCAACGAUUCUAGAGAAGAAGAAGAAACAUGGCAGGAGCUGCUUCUGCGCUGUUUCUCCUCGAUAUCAAGGGCCGCGUUCUCGUCUGGCGUGAUUACCGCGGCGACGUCUCCGCCGCUCAAGCCGAGCGCUUCUUCUCUAAGCUCAUCGAGAAAGAGGGUGAUUCACAGUCAAAUGAUCCAGUUGCUUACGAUAAUGGGGUCACUUACAUGUUUGUUCAGCAUAGUAAUGUUUACCUUAUGAUAGCCUCCAGACAGAAUUGUAAUGCUGCCAGUCUUCUCUCCUUCCUUCACCGCGUUGUCGAUGUCUUCAAGCAUUACUUUGAGGAGUUAGAGGAAGAAUCACUCAGGGAUAACUUUGUGGUUGUGUAUGAGUUACUUGAUGAGAUGAUGGACUUUGGGUAUCCUCAGUAUACCGAAGCAAGAAUCCUCAGUGAAUUCAUCAAGACUGAUGCUUAUAGAAUGGAAGUUACGCAGAGACCUCCAAUGGCUGUCACUAAUGCUGUCUCUUGGAGGAGUGAGGGAUUACAGUACAAGAAGAACGAGGUUUUCUUGGAUGUAAUUGAGAAUGUAAAUAUUCUUGUCAACAGUAAUGGGCAAAUCAUCAGGUCUGAUGUUGUUGGAGCCCUCAAGAUGCGAACUUAUUUGACGGGAAUGCCAGAGUGUAAGUUAGGUCUGAAUGAUAGAGUAUUGCUGGAAGCUCAGGGACGGGCAACAAAGGGAAAAGCCAUUGAUCUAGAGGACAUCAAAUUCCAUCAGUGUGUUCGAUUGGCCCGUUUUGAAAAUGACAGGACGAUAUCUUUCAUACCACCGGAUGGUGCUUUUGAUCUGAUGACAUAUAGACUCAGUACUCAGGUAAAGCCUCUUAUAUGGGUGGAAGCGCAAAUAGAAAGGCAUUCCAGAAGUCGUGUUGAGAUGCUUGUAAAAGCUAGAAGUCAGUUCAAAGAACGAAGCACCGCAACGAAUGUUGAGAUUGAGAUACCUGUACCAACUGAUGCAUCUAACCCCACUGUUAGGACAUCUCUAGGGUCUGCCGCUUAUGCUCCUGAAAAGGAUGCAUUGGUCUGGAAAAUCAAAUCUUUCCCCGGGAACAAGGAGUACAUGUUGAGGGCAGAGUUCCAUCUUCCCAGUAUAACUGCAGAAGAAGCAACUCCUGAGCGAAAAGCUCCCAUCCGUGUCAAAUUCGAGAUCCCUUAUUUCACUGUCUCAGGCAUUCAGGUUCGGUACCUGAAGAUAAUCGAGAAGAGCGGGUACCAAGCACUUCCAUGGGUGAGAUACAUAACCAUGGCUGGGGAGUACGAACUAAGACUCGUGUAAGGCUCAUUCAGUUUUUCAUCUUUUAGUGGUUCCCACAUUCCCUGGGGAAUCAAUGAAACGAAACAACACAAGACAAAAGUAGAGAAAAAGAAACGUUUUGGAAUUUUUUUACCGGAUCAAAUCUGCCUUUAAUUUGAGUUAAGUAGCCAUAUUCUUGUGAAUUUGUUUUAUGGUGAUUUUUCAUUUUUGCGUAUGGGCCCUUUGUAACCUUUGACGACAGGUUCCUUUUUUUCUUUACUACAGCUACGUUAUGCCUAUGUUCUGUUAAAUGAUGAUUUUGUUUUUUUUUUUCCUUUGGGGCUUAUGUUACUGUAAUAUAUUGGUACCGAGACGGAAGAGCUUUUAUAGGUUUUACAAAUAAUAAACGAAGUGUACAUGCUAACCAGCCUUGGAAAAAGAACUUGGAGCCCCAAUAAAAUUGCACAAUACGCUAGCGGGCAUUGGGGAUAUGUAAAGUUCGAGUGAUCCAAAACCAAUGAGUGAGAUAAGUGUCACUCUAAAGGAGUUGCUAGUUCGUGUGAGACAUGUCUUGAUCAAAUCCGCCAAGGUUGGCACGGAAGAAGCGAGUUUUUGUAGCGUCGUCUUCCCAUUCCACAGUUUCAAUCCAUUCUUUCACUGUGUAUCUUAUGAUUAGUCCAUCUUCACCAUACUUGCCACUUUGGGAAUUGAGUGGAAGCUGUUUCAGAUUAGGACAUGAAAUUACAUCGAUUCUCUUAAGAUAUGGAAAGGGUAGAGGACUCCAGUAGAUAUUCUUCAGCUUUGGUAGUUGAGCCAGCGUAAGAAAUUCCAGCCUUCGAAAUGGAACAAUCCCUGAUUUUUCGCCUUGGCCACCUUUAUCUUUGUUUAUUAUAUCUUCUAACUGGUUUGCAAUUUGAACAGAGAGAAUUCUAAGAUUUGGAGCGAACAUCAAUAACGUCAACUCCUUCAGGCAUUUGCAAUCCAUUAUAAUCACCUUAGAGAGGCUCAAGAAGCAUGUGGUCUUCGGAAUGUGCAGAGGAGAAAUUGUCUUGCUUUUGAUGCAUAUCGUUCCCAUCUUUAUCUCAGAGAUACUGCACCACACAAUGUUUAAUUCACGUAGAUUGUCCAUAGAUAUUGGAAGUGAGAUUCCAGAUGAUUCGAGACGCAUACCCCUGAUCGUUAGAUUUCUUGUUGCACACGUCAAUCUACUAGAGCUCAAAAAUUGUUCCAGACAUUGUAGGAGAUUGAUAUCUAUGGUUAAAACUUCUAAAUCUUCCAAAGUUUGCAGCUCCUCCAGUACGUUGCAAUCCAAUGAAAAUCCAGCACGAGAUAAAUUCAAUAUUUUCAAGCUAUGCAGACUUGAUAAUAUCCCAUCAAUACUUGAAAGGUUAUCUGUCUCCUCCAAAUCCAAGUGAAUUAACUUUUUCAACUCUUG
Molecule: messenger RNA, 2900 nt
Organism: Eruca vesicaria subsp. sativa (arugula)
Lineage: Eukaryota; Viridiplantae; Streptophyta; Magnoliopsida; Brassicales; Brassicaceae
Source: the annotation of a GenBank genome assembly